Molecule: messenger RNA, 1554 nt
Organism: Volvox carteri f. nagariensis
Lineage: Eukaryota; Viridiplantae; Chlorophyta; Chlorophyceae; Chlamydomonadales; Volvocaceae
Exons: 10
Coding region: 1-1554 (517 amino acids)
Source: RefSeq, a predicted model, not a curated record
AUGUUUACGCAGAAGAACAGAAACAACCUCCUCCAUGAUGGCGUUGCCCGCCUCAGCGGCUGCUUCGGCACGCUGCCGGGCAAUUUGAACUGCCAUCGCGUUUUCACGCUCGGCUCUAGCAGCCAAGACCUCUGGAGCAACAUUAAUAUUAGCAACGCCUGCUCUGAGCUCAACAGGAGUGUCACGAGCAAGCUUUGGCAAAAAGGCUGCUUGGGUCGUCUGGGCUUCAUGGUCAACGCAUUGUCACCCUCGGCGGCUGGCCUCGGUGCGGGGAGCGCGGCUGGAGCCGGCGCGGCGGCAGGGCCGGGCCCCGGGAGCACGGCAGCUGACGGCCUGGCGCUCGUGGGAAGGGAACCGAUCCUCAGGGGAAUGAUUGGGGUUUGGCUGAAUGCUUAUGGCAUUAAGAUGGGUGAGGCCAAUUCGAGGCUCGUCUGCCCCCCGCUAUGGAAGCAAGAAAAGAAGCGGGCCUUUGUCGGGGGUGCAGAGGCAGUUGCCGGGGGUGCUGGCCUCUAUAUCGGAAGGGCAGCAGCGAGGCCGUCGCGCGGUAGGGCGGGUGUGGCGCGAACCUUUCGUAUCAGUACGGUACUUUACCGUGUCGCUAGCGCGCCACAAGCGCAAGCCAUGGACCAGGAGGCCCAGGAGGCCCAGCUGAUUGUCCAUCUUUCAGAAGCAUUUAAUAAGGACGAGGUGUGGCAGCUGGCCGCUGCAGAAGCAUUGAGCAAGGCCACGAAUCUGGAACGUGUGCUAAUUCGCGGUAGCACAGCGGCCAAACAGCUGAAGCUCGUGGAUGUGCUUAUCCGUAAAACCUCGGCGGCUGGCCUCGGUGCGGGGAGCGCGGCUGGAGCCGUGGCUUUGGCGGACCUUCAGAGGAAGGUCAGCAAGAUGGAGUCAGUUAUGCCGUUCCUAGUUUCAAAGGUGCUCUUGUGGCGUGACGGCUCCACUGCAACGCACAGCAAGAAGGAGAAAGACUUCAAGACAUCUGCACUGAAGUCGCAGCUGCAGUGUGCAGGGGUGAAGGGCUGCCAGCUGCUGGGGGAAGGCAUCCCCCCAAACUGCGUCAGCCUUGCGCACCUGUGCAAGCUGUCUUGGGCGGAUGGCACAUGCCGCCUGCUGGGCUUGUCCAAGGAGGACGUCUCAUCACCACGCAACGCGCUGCUGCUGUCCGAGCGCGUGCCCACCAGCGACUAUCAUGCACUCCAGCGAGUCCCGCCCGCGCUGCAGCCCAACUCUCAAGCGUGUGGAACCGUGUGCGCCCAUAGCCAGCUUAUGGAAACCGGACGCAGCUUCCCAGACGCGUGCGCGCUGAACUGCCAGCUCCCACUCGCGCGCCUGCCGACUAUCACCAACUGCCCGUGUGCACCACUACAGUCCGGUAGCUUCCGAGCUGGGCCGCCGUACAACUACCUGCUCACACUCGCGCAGCUGCCGACUGCCACGCUACCGCCUGUACGGCAUCUGACGCGCCCUUGGGUUGCGGCGUGUCCCUCGUCUGAGGCUCGCCAUCAUGCACCCACGAGGCCCUUCGCUGCCACCGCCGUGUUGGGAACAUGGUGA